Messenger RNA from Zea mays, 2562 nucleotides. RefSeq lists its product as uncharacterized. Gene Ontology annotation, molecular function: ATP binding; protein kinase activity; protein binding. The record is from RefSeq and is marked validated. Bases 542 to 2467 code for a protein of 641 amino acids. NCBI's taxonomy places the organism in Eukaryota, Viridiplantae, Streptophyta, Magnoliopsida, Poales, Poaceae. Gene Ontology annotation, biological process: protein phosphorylation. The transcript has a single exon.
CGCAGUUGGAAUCUAGUUAACGAACGAGAAAGACGGGCCAUGGGGUUUAUUAGUCACAGCUUGUGUAUCCUUUUAUUUUUUUCUCUCCAUCUCUUCGUGCAGCAGACGCCGUCUCCGGAUCCUCAAAGACGUCCAAAUGGAAAGCGCCCCGGCCGCGGCCGUGUUUCCGCCACACCAGCUAGCACUGCGAGCUGCAGCCACCAUCUAUCUCCUGUUUCUCGAUCGAGCUGUAACACAUCAGCGUCUGAAUUGUAAUCACGCGCGAUCGCGUAUCGUCUCCUUCCUGCAAAACCCCGGCCGCUAGCUUCCACCGCCGCGUUCCUGUCACCAUCGUCGCGGCGCGGCCAAGGCCAAUCCUGGCGGGGGGCUUAUAUCAGGUCCCUGGGCCACUGGCUUAACUAACGAAUUCCUCCUGUCGUUGCACUCUCCGCACUGCUCCUGCGCAGACGACGUACGUAGCCGUUGUUAUCGCAGCGCGCUGCCCCCUUGCACCGAUCACUAUCCUCCCCACCCGGCCCAUCGGCCGCGGCCGGUGCCGGCAAUGCGGUGGGCGCCCGGGCGGGCGGCCUACGUCCUCCUCGCGGCGGCGCUGUGGUGCGCCUCACUCACCCCGCGCGCGGCGCCGGACCUCGCGGCGGACCGGGCGGCGCUGCUCGCGUUCCGGGACGCGGUGGGGCAGCGGCUCCCGUGGGACGCGGCCGCGGCGUCGCCGUGCGGGUGGCGCGGCGUCAGGUGCGACCCCGCCGCCUCGCGCGUCACCGCGCUGCAGCUCCCUGGGGCCAGCCUUGUCGGCGCGGUGCCGCUCGGGACGAUCGGGAACCUCACGGCGCUGCGGACGCUAUCCCUCCGCCUCAACGCGCUGUCCGGCGGCAUCCCGGCCGACAUCGGGAGCUGCACGGAGCUCCGGCACCUGUACCUCCAAGGCAACCAGCUGGAUGGACAGGUACCGGAGGGGUUCUUCGACCUCGGGCUCCUGCAGCGGCUCGACCUCUCGAACAACCGCAUCGCCGGCGGGGUCUCGCCGGGCUUCAACAGGCUCCAGAGGCUCGCUACUCUGUACCUGGAGAACAACAGCCUGAAUGGCACGCUGCCGUCCAACCUUGACCUCCCGAAGCUUCAGCUUUUCAACGUGUCCAGAAACAACCUCACCGGCCCUGUUCCAAAGUCGCUCGCCCGUAUGCCCGCCAGCGCCUUUGAUGGGACAGGGCUCUGUGGUAACCCUCUAGCCCCGUGCCCAACCCCUCCGCCGCCGCCGUCUGUUCCGGCCGCUGCUAAUGGUAGCAUCAGCGCAAAGCUCUCUACUGGUGCGAUCGCCGGCAUUGCUGCGGGUGCUGCCGUGGCGUUCUUGGUUCUGAUCGCCGUGAUCUUGUUCCUCUGCUUUCGGUGUCAGAGGACAAUGGCCGAAAAAUCCGCGGAGACGGCAGCCGACGCCGACCUGGACGGGUCUCCCGUGUCGGUCACCGUGGCGAGCAUGGACAUGAAGAACGCGACGAGGCGGUCCUCGCAGGCCACGGCAGGCAACAGCGACAAGAAGCUGGUGUUCUUGGGAGCGGCGCCGGACGCGCCGUACGAUCUGGAGUCCCUUCUGCACGCGUCGGCCGAGGUGAUCGGGAAGGGCUGGCUGGGCACGACGUACCGCGCCACGCUGGAGGGCGGCGCCACCACCGUGGCCGUGAAGCGGCUCAGGGCGGCGCCCAUCCCGGAGCGGGAGUUCCGGGACAAGGUGAUCGCGCUGGGCGCGCUCCGGCACGAGAACCUGGUGCCGGUCCGCGCGUACUUCUACAGCCGGGAGGAGAAGCUGAUCGUGUACGACUUCGUGGGCGGCGGCAGCCUCUGCUCCCUCCUCCACGGCGGGAGCCCCGAGCGGCUGGACUUCGAGGCGCGGGCGCGCAUCGCGCUGGCGGCCGCGCGCGGCGUCGCGUUCAUCCACGGCGCCGGCCCCCGCUCGUGCCACGGCAACAUCAAGUCGUCCAACGUCCUCGUCGCCGACGCGCGCGACGGCGCCUACGUGACCGACCACGGCAUCCUCCGGCUCGUCGGCGCGCACGUGCCCCUGAAGCGCGUCACCGGGUACCGCGCCCCCGAGGUCACCGACCCGCGCAGGGCGUCGCAGGAGACGGACACGUACAGCUUCGGCGUGCUGCUCCUCGAGGCGCUGACGGGGAAGCCGCCGGUGAACUCGGUCCCCGGGAGCACCGGCGGCGUGGAGCUGCCGCUGUGGGUGCGCACGGUGGUGCAGGAGGAGUGGACGGCCGAGGUGUUCGACGCCAGCAUCGCGGUCGAGGAGCGCGUGGAGGAGGAGAUGGUGCGGCUGCUGCAGCUCGCCGUGGAAUGCACCGACGACCGGCCGGACCGGCGGCCUCGGAUGGCCGAGGUGGUGGCGAGGAUCGAGGUCAUCGUCCGGAGCGCGGAGCUGAAGGCGAAGGCCGACACGGAGGAUGACGACUUCCAUAGCAUCUCUCCCUAACCUGCCAGCGCGGUCGUUCUCUGUGGUUAUUUUCAGAUCUUGGGUGCACAUUGUGCGGCGAUGUACAUGUUCGUAACAUUAGUCGUUCUUCAUUA